This is a messenger RNA of Spirometra erinaceieuropaei, 1729 nucleotides long. Lineage: Eukaryota; Metazoa; Platyhelminthes; Cestoda; Diphyllobothriidea; Diphyllobothriidae. The record is from the annotation of a GenBank genome assembly.
AUGCCGACCAACUUCCUAGCUGGCCUCGAGUCAGUUCUACUGGCCUCAGCCUUUCCAGAAGACAUGCGCGCAGACAUACGCAGCUUUUCCAUUGGUAUCCUUCGACAAAAAAGACGCCAACAAACCCUACCGGCCGAUGAGGCACAAGGAUUACAAUCACUUAGAUUGGACCACAAUAUUGUUGUUGUUCCCGCUGACAAGGGUGGCGCUACUGUCGUCAUGGACAGAAUUGAAUACAUCAACAAGGCGAAUGGAAUCUUCGGUGACGUAGCGUCCUACACUCUUCUUGCCGAAGACUCGACGAAAAAGCAAGCCGCUGCCAUCAAGAAAAAGGUUAAUGGGCUCACUCGUCUGAAAGUUAUAAGUCCAGAUGAUUCCAAGCUGAUGACCCUCAGUGAUCGCCAUAUCGCACGCGCGUAUGGUCUCCCAAAAGUGCAUAAAGUGGACGCCCCACUGAGGGUUAUUGUACCGCUCAUCGGAUCACCUACUGACAAUAUAGCUAAGUGGUUGUACAAGCAUCUGAAGCAGUUAACCCAUGGAUCUGACUACAGCAUCAACAAUUCUCUCGCGCUCCUCCAAAGGAUCCAAGGCCUCGAAGUAAGUGCCGAUGAAUGUCUCCUGUCCUUUGACGUCGUUGCCUUAUGUUCUUCCAUACCACACGAUUUGGCAAUUGACUGCGUAGCCCAACGCUUACAGGAGAAUCCUAUUGAGAUUCCAACUCAGCAUAUUACAGAACUGCUCAAACUCUGCCUUAGAAACUACUAUCAAUUCGAUAAUAAGUUCUACCAAUAGGUAAAGGGAACCCCAAUGGGCUCGCCAAUAUCUGGACUGCUCGCAGAACUUUUGUUGCAGCGACUAGAAAAAAGAGGUUUUCCAAGAUCUCAGCCCCAAAGUGUGGCUUCGCUAUGUAGACGAUACCUUUUUCGUGAUAAAGAACUGCGAAAUUGAACGGCUGCAUCAGAGGCUGAAUGACGUCUUCCCGGCCAUACAGUUUACUCGAGAAGAAGCAAUAGGGGACACCCUGCCGUUUCUUGAUGUGAGAAUACAAAGGCUGAGCGAUGGUAGUCUCGCAACGAGCGUCCAUAGGAAAGGAUCUAAUUCCGAAAUUAUCCUCAAUUAUGGAAGCGACCACCCCGCAGCUCACAAAAGAAGCUGCGUUCGAACUCUGUUCCACCGGGCCUAUCGUUAUUGCAAAAGCGACGAUCUCUUUAAGAAAGAGCUUGCCUACUUGUAUCGGUUGUUUCGAUCCAACGGAUAUCCAACAAGUUUCGUAAAGAACUGCCUCAGACACCAGGCACAACCGCAAACUCCCACCCUCAACGGGGUACCUGUGUCUCGACAAUCCUUUCCCUGCCUUAUAUGCAAGGAGCGUCCGAAGUAAUCGCCCUAGGGAACCAUAGUUGUAUUCCCUGACGUUUCAAAAGCAAACAAACUUUCAUUGUCGGAGGUGAGUAUUGUGCCACAUCUCAUAGUAUUUAUAGGUGCUGAUGGUCUCCUUACAACUGGUUUACCUCUCGUCGGGGGCCGGUUUUCGGGUGUUAGCCGUCAUCGCGCGUGUUCACAUGAACCUUAGUUCUCAUCCUAGGCUAGCAAUCUUCUUGAGGACCCCGCGACGGUCUGUGUUCUCACCUGCCGAAUAAAUGGCAGUGAAGCCGGCACCUUCGUCUGGUCCUACCGAGACAAACUCAACCAGAACUUGGUAUCAGAAGCGCGUUGGGAAAGUCGCUGA